AUGAGCACUCUACGCGGAGGAGGAAAUCUAAGAUUGUGGGGGUUUCGCAAAGAAGAUGUGAAAGUCCCCCAAGCGUAUUCACUGAGCGGGGAAGCAUCGACCGCCCUGUACCUCGUCUCUCAGCCACUGCCCAACAAUAUCUCGAGCAUUCAGUUCGAAAUCAUCAGUCGUGACCAGGGAUAUGGAAAUCCCAAGAAUGGAUUAUGGUCUUGGUUUGAAGUGUCCAUUCUGGGAUCGUUGUCGGAGCAAACAGUCGCUGAGUUCCACAACCUGUCGGAGCUGGCCCAUAUUAGACCGACUCCAGAGGAAUUUGGAGACUUGAUCCAAGAUCAAGGACUAUAUUUCAAGGACAUUCCUACACAUCUCACUCGUUCCGACUCUGAAAUUAGCAUGACAAUCAUCGACAAUGCUAUUCGACCGGAUUGGCAGCAUCAUACCCUGACCUGGAAACGGGGCGGUGACGAUGAAACCGUGGAAGAGUUUCUCGAUCUCUUCGAGGAGGGAGAUCGACUGGCAAUUUGGGCGAGGGCAAAGGUAUUUAUUCCGUUCAAGCCGGAUGAAUCUAUUCGACGAGAUGCUAAAGAGUCGUCAGUACCCUGGGUGGAUCAACAUUGUCCAAGAGGCUCGAAUAAUGAUAUCAACUUGGGCAAAUGUGAGCGAGAAUAUGAUGUGCCGGCAGCCCUUGAGCUCCUUCAAGGCUGGCUUGCUGCUGGCCGCUCCUCAUCAGUGACUACAGAGGCCGAGCCCACAUCUCCAACUCGAAAUCAUGCAGUAAGAGAAGGCGUCGUUGGAGACGGCUACAGGCUUCCAUUAUUCAACCUACCUGAAUCAGAUAACUCCAAGUGGCUUCCUAUGCUGGAGUGGACACUGUCUGAAUUGCCCAACGACCAUCAUCUCCAACCUCAGGUUCUUUAUGUCAUCGGGCUAAUAUACUUGACUGACUGCGCCGAGGGCUCCACUCAGCAAAACUUGGAGAAAGCGCUCACAUACCUCCAACAGGCUGCUCUUAUUGAGCCUGGAAAUCCUGAAUACCGAGUUAAUCUUGCUUUGGCAUUGGCUAUGCGAUCUUCUAGAACCGAUAGUAUUGCAGAUGCCGAUCUCGCAAUCAUCGAGCUUGAAACAGCAAUAGGAAGCACUAAUGAGUGGCCGGGGCGGGUUAAAGCAUUGAACAUCCUUGCCGGCGUUUACUCGUGGCGCCAUUUCCACACAGGGAGUGCAGAUGACCGUCAGAAAUCCUCAGAGAUAAUGGGCCAGCUGCAUGAUUCGACGCCAGAAUCCCCCAAUAAAGCCGUAAUAUCUGGCCGGGAGAGCCAAUUCAAAACUUUUGGUAUUGAAGAAUUGGCCAUUGGGGCACGAUUUGACACGGCAAUUGGAACCACAGAGCAUGCUCUCAGUAGUGUGCCUAGUGACGGGCAUACAUAUGAGAAGCUCCUGGAAACUCUUUCCCGGCAGUACGCUCAUCGAUACGAUCAAACAGGCCACAGUAGGGAUCUGGACCUUGCAAUCUCCAGGGCUGAGUUGUGCCACUCCCGCAUACUCGAGAACGGUCCAUCGAUCCUGGGCGCAGCGUUCGGGAUGGAGCUAGCUUGUCGCCUGUUAUUGAGAUGGUCUCGUCAUAGGUGUUAUUCUGAUAUAAAUACAGCAUUUGACCUGAUGAGCAAGGCGGCAGAUGCUGCUAUGCCAGGCAGCUCAUUUCAGUUAUCCUGCCUCGUGCAACGAGCUGCGUGGCUACCUACACGGCCAGAUGGGGCGGACCAGGUACGCGUCCUACGAGACUCAAUCGAAGAGAUUGAAAGCAUACGGACUCAACACAACGAUCGCAUAGGUCCUGGUUUUAAAAGAGGAAUUUUUAAGAUACUGAGCGCACAAUAUUCAAGGCUCUAUGAUUGUACCAAGGAGCUGACUGAUCUUGACAAGGCGAUCGAGUCAAUGGAGAGCUCGUUGGACCUCGCCGAAGAGACUAGCCAGGAGAAGUACUCUAAUCUUGGCUUUUUGGGAAAUUUGUGGAUCAAAAAGGCUUCUCUCACACGAGAUAAAGCCGCUCACAGGCGUGGGAUCCAAUUCCUCGGGCAAUGCUGCUUAUCUGACCAAGCCUUGCCCAGCCAGCGUGUUCGAGCCGCCAACGUCCUUGUACACAGCGCGAACCAUGCGGGGAACUGGGAUCAGAGCUGUCUAAUCGCAGAGUCCACCUUCCCACUGAUGUCGCUAAUCAGCAGCCGGGACCUCAGACAUGAUGACAAGAUUCACAAUCUCCGAAGCAUCUCCGGCCUUGCCAGCGGUGCGUGCGCUGCAUUUCUUAGCCUGGGCUAUCCUAGCGACGCACUUGAAAAAGUCGAGCUGGGCCGGGGCCUACUGAUUGGAGAUCUAAUAGACAUCAAAAACAAUCUAUCAGACCUAACGCGGGAGCACCCUGAUCUGGCCCAGGAGUAUGACAGGCUUCGUGAUGAAGCUUUGGGCUCGAUCGAGUCCAAUGACGGGGAGUGUGGGGAACAACAUCUAAUGAACUCCCGUCGAGCUAUAUUUCAGCGAAUGCAGCAUUGCGAGAAUAGAAUCCGAGAGAAAGCAGGCUUUGAGUCCUUUCUUCGGCCCCUGAGAGCCCCAGAGAUGGCUGAAAUCUCCCGUGAGGGACCGAUUAUCAUUGUGAACGCAACUUGUGUCACUGCACAUGCAUUAAUCCUCACCCCAUCAAAGAUAGGCAAUAUAAAGUUGGAAAACAUGAGUAGCCACGCUAUCCCACAAUUUCGUCAGCAACUGGCGCGGUGCGCCUUGGAGCCAGGCACAAGAGAUCUAGAGAGUGACUUGCCGCCCGAGGCGAACGACGAAGAAUUGCUGUCUUGGCUGUGGUAUACCUGCGUCAAGCCAAUUCUCGAGAGCCUUUCUUCAAGGGGAGAUAUCUCCAUAUCUGGGGAGAAGAGUCGAGUCUGGUGGAUGGGAGUGGGAGCUGCGACCGGGCUUCCGUUUCAUGCCGCCGGCGAUUACAGUAAUGGAGCCAUCGACGAGAACGAAAACUGCCUUGAUCGUGUGAUUUCUUCCUACACACCGACGAUCAAGGUCCUUCGAAACGCCCGGGAAAGGGCAGCAAGGACGAUCUGCCAGCCAAGAGAGAAACACUCGCUCCUGGUCGCAACAAUGCCUGAUACCCCGGGCUAUGGGGCCUUACCCGGGGUCCGUCACGAAGCCCAAACCAUCCUCAGCACAGUUAAGCAGGACAUGAAUGUAAAAGAACUCAACAGUCCCUCUACCGAUGAUGUCCUCGCUCAACUGCAAAAUUACGAGCUCGUGCAUUUCGCUUGCCAUGGGUACUCCGAUCCUGGCGACCCUGAUCAUAGUCAUCUCCUCCUGCAGAAAGACAGCGACUCAGGCCCUGUGGUAGACAAACUCACAGUGAAAAAGCUUCUUGACUCCCAAUCUAUGUCCGGUGCAUGGAUUGCGUAUCUUUCAGCGUGCUCUACAGCUGAAAUUCGUGAUACGUGCCUGCAGGAAGAAGCGCUCCACAUCACCAGCGGCUUCUUAAUUGCGGGCUUCUCGCAUGUCAUUGGCUCUUUAUGGCCGGCUGACGACGAUGUGUGCGUCGAUAUGGCAGCCUUUUUCUACGAGGCAUUGAUUACGAGGCGUAUUACUGCUACUGAUCAGAACCGUGCGGUUGCGGAAGCGGUUCAUGACGCAACGCUUAGGAUUCGAAGACGGUAUCUUCACAGUCCGCUAUCCUGGGCAUUGUAUACCCACAUGGGAGCUUGA
Penicillium manginii is the source of this 3738-nucleotide messenger RNA. RefSeq lists its product as uncharacterized. Gene Ontology annotation, molecular function: protein binding. Lineage: Eukaryota; Fungi; Ascomycota; Eurotiomycetes; Eurotiales; Aspergillaceae. The record is from RefSeq and is a predicted model, not a curated record. The transcript has 2 exons. Bases 1 to 3738 code for a protein of 1245 amino acids.